Molecule: messenger RNA, 3503 nt
Organism: Lytechinus variegatus (green sea urchin)
Lineage: Eukaryota; Metazoa; Echinodermata; Echinoidea; Temnopleuroida; Toxopneustidae
Product: A disintegrin and metalloproteinase with thrombospondin motifs adt-1-like
Exons: 6
Coding region: 80-1801 (573 amino acids)
Source: RefSeq, a predicted model, not a curated record
UUGUGGCGUUGGAAACUGAUGCAUAAUAGCCUUAAAGAAGACUUGGAAAAGGUACAAUCAUGAUUUUCGAGUAAAUCUUAUGUUGUCGUGUUUUUUUUACUGGUCACUUUCAAGAGCGAUUCAAACAAGAGUUUCGAGUACAGGUGCACGCUUCGCACACGCGUCUUAUCUGUUAAUGGAAUUUGCUUUAUUUUCAGUAGUCUUCUGCGACUCACAGGAUGGGUUAGCCCCAUGGCAGCCAUGGACAAGAUGCAGUGUGUCGUGUGGAAAGGGAGAACAGACUCGGAGACGAGAAUGUCCUCUUCCUUCGCUUCCCGGCAACAUGCAGAAGAUGCUUUCCGAAGACAAUGGUUGUCAAGACAGCAAGAGUGUGAUAAUAACGCAACCUUGCAAUAUGAUACCAUGCUCAUAUUUUGAAGCAGAAAUCGACCCUUCAUCUCUCUCAUCGUAUUCUUACUCACUGACGGAUCCGGCAAAACUUUUCCCCAACAAAAAUGAUUCGACUGCGACUGUCGACCAAUCCGGCUUUGUCGAUUAUGAUGACGAUUCGGCAAUGGAGAUGGCAUAUGAUACAGGGUGCUCCGAGCUCGACUAUUCAGCCGCAUGCAGCAAUUCUACCAACGAGCGUCACAGGUUAAGAAGGGCAAUACGCCUAUCUCUUGGGGAGAUGAUAUACUCCAACUGGACACCAUGGUCGACGUGUUCGUGUGACACUGAAACCAAUAAACGCUAUCGCUUUUGCAUCGUCAGUAAGCGGCAGUGCCUUCGGAUCAAGGGACUGUUCCCGACCGUUGAGACAUCGCACUGUUCGUGCUGGGAGUCCACCAAGACGAGGACAACCAAGUACAGGUCUCGAAAGUUCCCCUAUGAUAAAUAUGACCCCUACAGUCCUUGGUCUAAAUGGAGUGGUUGUCCCUGUGAGAAAGACGCUUUCCGAAGUCGAAGCCGGAUGUGCCGUCCAGGGCACGAAAUGGCCUGCUUUGAGAGAAAGCAGAAAACCGGCAUCGGCAUCGCUCAACUCAAGAGAUGCAAACCGACUCCGGGAUGCCACCGGAUCGGUCCCAUGAGUAAUCUUGUGGACGAACGGAAACUUCUUCUGGAAUAUGCACAACAGCCAUACCCAGCCCCUGCUAGGCAGGUGCCCCCUCGACCUUCAAACAGGAUGGCUGUCGGACACAGAGUGCAAGCGAUUCCUCCACAACCCGCGGUGAACUAUGAAAGUCCUGGAAUGGAAGAAUACAGUCCGGGGAUGCCUUCAAACACAAUGACUGCCGGGCAUAGAGUGCCAGCGAUUCCUCCACAACCCGAGGUGAACUAUGAAAGUCCUGGAAUGGAAGAAUACAGUCCGGGGAUGGAGGAAGAGUAUCCUGAGGAAUUGGAAUCAGAGGAAGGCUUCGUAGAAAGUGUAGCAAGCUGGUCAGCCUGGGGUGAAUGGGAAUCGUGCAGCAAGUCGUGUGGUACCGGUCAAGCAACGCGAUGGCGCGAAUGUCUUGAUGGGAACCAUCAACUCACGCAAGGUUGCGGUGGUGGUGAUUAUACAGAAUCGCACAAUUGUAAUACUCAAUCCUGUCCAGUUAUAGAAACGGCGCCUGUGUAUAAUCAAAUGCCUUCAUCAUCAGCGGUCGAAGAGUCUUCAUACGGUCAGGAAUCAUCGGCGAAUUUUGACGGCGUUUGUCGGGCGUUUACCAGUGACACACUGAGGACGGAGCCAACCAGUCGUCAACCGAUCACUGCUGGCCUGCUAGACACACGACCAGAAUACGACCAAUGCCCGGCGUAUUACGGAUUCAUGGGGGAAUAAUAAAAUAAAAUGACGAAAACAUUGAUAUGAUGACAACGUAUAGGCAUUCCACAAUAUACUUGAAGAAGUAACGCAUGACGUAAGCGUGACGUAAAUGGGGGGAGCUUUUGAAAAUACGAGGGCAUGCAGGCAAAGAGGCAAGAUCAGAAAGAAAGGUGUUUCUAUACAAUCUCGGAACUUUCGUCAUCCCGACCAAAACAGUCCGAAUUCGUGGAGGAUGUUUUGAAUCCGCGGUUCAAACCAACGUGGUUUCAUGUAAGCCCUGUCAUAAGCUGAAUACACGCUUUUGUCACAGGGCACUGAAUAGACCCUAUGCAUCGACGUCAUCGUGCUACCGUCUUAAAUGUCGUUGGUGAUUUGCUGUUGGCGCAUCUCUGACAACUCCGUUGAAGUGUAUUCCUAUAGCUGCUGUGGAAGGGUGCCUUAUAUUACUGCUACAGCCUUAUACUUUAUAUGCUAUAUGUAAAUGUGAUGUCCUAAAAGAAGUAAAAAGGAGUUUAUUCAUCCUUCUAUAUGGGCUUGCUUCGUCGUCUUGCUCAAAAGCUUCGGACGUUCGCGCUUUAUUCUCUCCGCCGUGUUUUCGAAGGCUGUCUGCUGCUAUCAUCAAUCGUCAAUAACGUACGUAGACUUAGGCUUUAUCACUUACCUUUGCUAAAAUAUGCCGUCAAUGCAUAUGACGUCAUAAUCUCAUAGCGCCCUCACUCAGAGAAUAUACGAAUGCGCAUAUACAGAGUUGUCAGAGAUGAGCCAGCUGCGGAUCACCAAUGCAUGCAAUAGGCAAUGGCUUCAGCCUCUAAGAUGGCGGCGAGAUGACGUCACUGCAUACGGUCUAUAUAGGCUUGGGCCAACAUAAACAAAGGAGGGACUACGGUGAUGUAAAAAAGGUUAGUUCACUGAGGGAAAUAGUCGCAUAUAUACCCUGCUUGUAACCGUCACUCUCCUUCAUGUAAUAUUUGUUUAUCACACGCUCUUGAUUUUCAUUUUGUAUGAUAUGUAUUAUCGUUAACAAUUCAUUUUGUUUAGUUUUUCACGAAUCCUUUAAUUUAUUCAUUCAAUCGGUUACUGAUAUAUCUUUCUUUAAUCAUAAUUAUUAUUUAAAAACAAUUCUUUUUCACUUAAUCAACUGGAGACAAAAUUAUAAAUCAGUAAAAGGACAUUACUGUGAAACUGAAUGCCGCAACGUGUCUAUACACCCAUCAUCCUUAGGUUGUGUAGUAAGGUUUUUCCGAGCUUUCCUUAUUCAAUCUGUCUAUCACUUGGAAAAAUAUAAUGAAUUUGACAAAAACGGUUUAACUUUACCGAUUUUCAGGAUUUGACAAUCAUUAACCUUAAACAAUCAAGACACUCCAUUUUAAAAUAAUGUGAGCAAAAAUGACGUAUGUUAUACUGUGGUAGUGUCGAAGAAGAUCAUGGACUAGUGAUAUUCAAAACACGUUGUUUGUAGAUAAAGUGGCGUUAUUCAAUAUUUCUGCGUGCAUAUGCUUUUAAAAGGAAGUCCGGCCCGUAUUCUCAAGUCGGGUUUAAUUUAAACUCUGGUCUUAAGUUGUGGUUUAACUAUGGAAAGCCAGUUGUUACAUAAAUCUCUAUGAACCCUACAUGUAUUCUUAACUCGGGUUUAAUCUAAACUCUGGUCUUAAGUUGUGGUUUAACUAUGGAAAGCCAGUUGUUACAUAAAUCUUUAAAGGCCACCGCACACCUUACG